AGUUUCUAAACAUGCGAAGAACUUGCUACUGUAGCCGUAAGUAACGACUUCGUACAAAUCCUGCAUGAUGUUGCCUUCCAUGUCUAGAUGCUAGCGACGACUUUUCAACCUUCGUUUUGCACAUUAUUUUCAACAUCACCUCCUUAAUCCCUACAAGACAUGUCGUCCUUGACCGCACCAGCUGCAAAAAUGAAAAAGAAAACCAAGAAAUCUGCCUCGGCACCGAAAACCGCCGUUGAGCGGCCCGCGGUGGUGACGGCUGCGAAUUUUUCGGAGCAGGACCCGCUUCCCCUGCGCAACGAAAAGCAGGUGAAGAAAUCAUUCUCUUCCGGAAACGGCAGUAAGCCGGAUAUCAAGCUUUCGCGGAAGUUGAAGCGCACCAUCCGUGUUGAGUCCAAGGCGGAGACAGAAUUGGAGAAGCGGGAUGCGGUGUUGCGCCAGGAAAACGCGGGCGGGUUGAUGGAGGCGGACCCGGAAGUCUUCGGGGAGAAGACGCUGAAGGUCCGACAGGACGAGAUUCUCGAUUCCGUGGACAUCGGGACACAAGCCAAGGCCAUCGAUUUAGCGCUCCCUUUCGGCGACUACAGUGUGAGCUACACUCCGUCGGGCAGACACAUGGUGCUCGCCGGGAGCAAGGGCCACGUGAGCUUGUUGGAUACCCAGUCUCUGAGCACAGCUUGCGAGUUGAAGCUGAAGGAAUCUGUCCGUUGCGCGCAAUCCUUCCACAACGACAACUUGUUCGCGGUCUCGCAGAAGAAGUGCUGUUUCGUGUACGACCGGAACGGCAUGGAGAUCCACAAGAUGAAGGAGCACAGCCUGGUGCACCAAAUGGAGUUCCUCCGCUACCACUUUCUGCUGGUCACCGGGUCCGAAUUCGGCGACAUCCGGUACCACGACAUCGCCACGGGGCAGGGCGUCGCGCACCUGCGCACGAAAAAGGGCCCGGUGAAAUGUCUCCGGCAGAACAAGCAAACCGCGGUGAUGCACUGCGGCCAGGCGAACGGAGUGGUGUCGCUGUGGACGCCGACCAUCAAGGAACCCUGCAUGAAAAUUCUCGCGCACAAGGGCCCGGUGGACCACCUGGACUUCUACCGCGACCACUACAUGGUCUCGUCCGGGGGCGACGGCCGCUGGAAGAUCUUCGACCUGCGAAAGCCGGCGGAGCCGGUGCUGUCGCAGUCCUACUACGGGUGCCCGGUCACCAGCAUAGACGUGUCCCAGACCGGAUUACUCGCGUUUGGCAUGAACAAGAAGGUGCAGGUGUUCGACUCCAAGAUCUGGAAUAGCGCGCCGGAAAUGCUGACGACAGCAGGUACGAACAAAGUACAACAGCCGAUGAAGAAGCUGAACCAAGUGCAGCGUGCGAAACGCGCGGAACAGCAGGCGAAUCUGCCGGCGCUGACCGCGACAAGGAGAGCGGCGGAGCCGUACAUGCAGCAAACUUUUCCGGGGAAAUUCGUCCAGUGCGUCCGCUUCCAGCCGUUCCAGGACGUCUUGUCCGUCGGGACGUCGGCCGGCUUAUCGCAGCUGCUGGUCCCCGGCGCCGGCCACGCCUUCUUCGACAGCUACGGGGCGAACCCGUACGAAACCAAAACGCAGAAGCGCGAGCGCGAGGUGCACAUGCUGCUGGACAAGGUACCGCACGACAUGAUCGUGUUCAACCCGGCAUUUGACAGUCGUGGGACCAAACACCUCGUUGGCAACUUCAAAAAGCAAAACAACUCCACGGCUUCUAGUAGUGCCGCUGCGUCAUCUACUUCCACUGCCGCUCCGAGUACCGGAACUACAUCAGAAGACAAGAAGAGCAAGAGCAACGAUUGGCUUGGGUCGCAUGAGUUGGACAAUAGUGGCAAGAUUGUCAAUGUCAAAAGCACGACGGGCGAGGACGACUCAGACGUGGACUCUGAGGAGGAGUUCGAACAGACCGGAAUCCGGUUGACCCGCGGCAAGAAAAAGAUGCGCGGGAAGAACAAGAUCGGAAAACGCCUGAAGAAAAAGGAAGUGGCAAAGGGCGAGGAGAAACGCGAAGGCACGCGCAAGGUCAAACGAAAGAAAGCUCCAUCGGUGGCACUGGAUCGAACUGUGGAUGUCAAGUCGGAUGGUGCGCUUGCAAGGUUCAAAAAGAAGAAGAGACGGAUGGACGAACUGGAGUAAGAAUGCAUUUUCAUUUUGAUUCUUUUCCACGACAACUUCACAUCUUCGACGGACUUUUCCUGACGUGCGCAAGAACAACUCACAUGCAAAUGCAUUCAUCACAACUCAUCUUUUUCUUGCGGUGAAGAUCCUUCUUCGAGGCAAUAGGUAUGCGGAC
Messenger RNA from Amoebophrya sp. A120, 2311 nucleotides. NCBI's taxonomy places the organism in Eukaryota, Dinophyceae, Syndiniales, Amoebophryaceae. The record is from the annotation of a GenBank genome assembly.